UGGGACGACCACAGCAACUACGUGGAUAACCGCGUCCUCCAACGCCCCUGGAGUCUGGGGACGCUCUGCGCCAUGUUCACAAUGGUCCGACUCAACGUGUACGAGCCUCUGGGGUGGGUGCUCAAGUAUGUUACAGUGAAGACUGUGGGGCUGGAUGCGUGGUCUGCGCCCCAAGUAGCGUGGGUUCGAAUGGUGUCAGUUGCGGUGCACUUUGCUGCUGGGUUCGUCUUGGCGAAGGCGUCUGCGGGGCUGCUGGAUGUCGACUACGUGCUGACGGAGCUGCGGGGGUCGAGAGGUAGAGCGGGGCUGGAGCUACAGAAGAGGAGGAGGAGGAGCGGCCUCCAUUUCCACGCGUGUUGCGUGAGUGCUGUGGUGUUUAUGGUUCACCCCAUCCACGUCGAGGUCGUGGGCUGGCCCAGUGCGCAGCCGUAUACGCUCGUGGCUCUAUUCAGCAGUUGGGCGCUACUCGUUCACCUGCAGAACAUUUACUACAACCUGGAGCAGCUUAUCGGCGGGAGCAUGGGCGAUAGUCUGGCGGACGAUAAGGGCGUAGUGCUGAAAGUGCUGCUCGGACGAGAUGCUACGACAAAGUUACCCUCCGUCGCGAUUUUGCUCGCGUUCGUCUCUAUUAUUGCGAUCUCGAACUCUGGAGGUUCCGUCCCAGACGUGGUCUCGCUGUCGCUCACUGACCGUGUGCUGAAAGCUCUUGCGUCGCCGAUUUGGCUGCUGCGAUGCCUGCUUUGGCCUUCAAAACUGCGUCCGCACUACCAGAUCCGGCCAGGAGAUUUGAGUUUAACAAACCCAGAGUGCUUGCUGCCGGUCAUGACUACGCUGGCAGUGUUGGCUUCGGUAUUGUGGAAAAUGUGGCAUCGUGCUGCCUCAAAGCACGUUUUUGCGCUCGUUUUCUUUGGAUUUAUGCUGCUGCCUGUAUCGGGUCUGAUUCGCCACGGGAUAAUUAGUGGGGGCGCGGAUCGCUACGCUUACCUGAGUACAAUUAUUGCCGUUCCCUACGGUGGCUACGCAGUUGCUCGU
Messenger RNA from Phytophthora sojae, 1032 nucleotides. RefSeq lists its product as hypothetical. Gene Ontology annotation, cellular component: endoplasmic reticulum. The annotation marks the transcript as partial. NCBI's taxonomy places the organism in Eukaryota, Oomycota, Peronosporomycetes, Peronosporales, Peronosporaceae. Gene Ontology annotation, molecular function: mannosyltransferase activity. The transcript is spliced from 3 exons. Gene Ontology annotation, biological process: protein O-linked glycosylation via mannose; endoplasmic reticulum unfolded protein response. The record is from RefSeq and is a predicted model, not a curated record.